Molecule: messenger RNA, 3255 nt
Organism: Scleropages formosus (Asian bonytongue)
Lineage: Eukaryota; Metazoa; Chordata; Actinopteri; Osteoglossiformes; Osteoglossidae
Gene: fubp3
Product: far upstream element (FUSE) binding protein 3
Exons: 20
Coding region: 118-1956 (612 amino acids)
Biological process (GO): regulation of DNA-templated transcription
Molecular function (GO): RNA binding
Source: RefSeq, a predicted model, not a curated record
GCUUCCGCUUCCGGAGGUCGGCGCGUGCUGCUCCUUGAUCCGCUCGCGACUCCUGAGAGGUGUCCCCCCUCUUCCACCCUCCCUCCCCCCUCGGCCCGUGAGCUGCCGUGAGGGACGAUGAUGAUGAUGGCGGAGCUGGCGCAGGGACAGGCCUCGGCGCCUCAGGCCGGGACCAAAGGGGAAGGCUUCGCCGACGCCUUGCACCGGGCCCGACAGAUUGCAGCUAAAAUGGGAAGUGACCAGAUGUCCCAUUUGAACAACUCCUCGCCAGUUGUGGACCCCUCUCUCUAUGGGUAUGGAGGUCAGAAGCGGUCCUUGGAGGAAGGAGUUGGAAACCAGCUCGGUGCCAUGGUACAUCAAAGGGCUAUUGUGACAGAAGACUUCAAAGUGCCUGAUAAGAUGGUUGGAUUCAUUAUUGGCAGAGGAGGAGAACAGAUAACAAGAAUUCAGCUGGAAUCUGGCUGUAAGAUCCAGAUUGCAGCAGACAGUGGUGGCAUGAUGGACCGGCCAUGCACUCUCACUGGCAGCCCGGAGAACAUUGAGCAGGCAAAACGGCUGCUGGGCCAAAUUGUGGACCGGUGUCGGAGUAGCCCAGGCUUCCACAAUGAGAUGGAUGGCAGUAGUUCCAUUCAAGAGAUUCUCAUCCCUGCCAGCAAAGUAGGCCUGGUUAUUGGUAAAGGGGGAGACACUAUCAAGCAGCUCCAGGAGAGAACAGGGGUAAAAAUGAUCAUGAUCCAGGAUGGUCCGUUACCAACGGGUGCAGACAAGCCUCUGAGAAUCACUGGGGACCCCUACAAAGUGCAGCAAGCACGAGAGCUGGUCAUUGAGAUCAUCCGUGACAAAGACCAAGGAGAUUUCCGCUCUGGGAGGGGUGACUUUGGAUCCCGACUGGGAGGGAACAGCUUAGAUGUAGCAGUCCCAAGGUUUGCCGUGGGGAUAGUCAUCGGCAGGAACGGCGAGAUGAUCAAGAAGAUAGAGAACGAUGCUGGUGUUAGGAUCCAGUUUAAACCAGAUGAUGGUAUCAGCCCCGACAGAAUAGCUCAGGUGAUGGGCCAACCUGAAAGGUGCCAGCAUGCAGUCCACCUCAUCAAUGAGCUUGUCCACACAGCACAGCCUUCCUCUGUCCGGCCCCCUUUGGGGUUUCCUCUGGAUAGGCUGAGCCUGACCCCCCUGCAUAGCCCAGACCGUCUGUCCCUGUGGUUGGCUAGGGGGGACUCCCCAAAACAGGAACGCGAUGGCUUUGGUGGGUCCCUGGGUUCCAGAGGCAGGGGCAGAGGCCGUGGAGAAUGGAACAUGACAGCCCCUUGUGGGGUGCAGGAAGUAACAUACACAGUACCUGCUGACAAGUGUGGUCUAGUGAUUGGAAAAGGUGGGGAGACCAUUAAGAACAUUAACUCUCAGUCUGGGGCUCACGUAGAGCUGCAGAGAAACCCACCACCCAACACUGACCCAAAUGUCCGCAUCUUUUCCAUCCGGGGCACCCCCCAGCAGAUGGAGAUGGCUCGGCAACUGAUUGAAGAGAAAAUUGGGGGGUCUGGAAUUGGGGGAAGCAACAGCUUUGGCCUGAGCCCUUUCACCCAGGCUAGUCCUCACCAGAAUGGCCCUCAGACAUUUAUGACUGGGGGUUGGGGAGCGGCUUACCAGACAUGGCAGCCUCAGGGCCAGCAAGACCUCAGUCACGGUGCAUCGCAGGCUGGGCAGAUGGACUAUUCCAAAGCUUGGGAGCAGUAUUAUAAAAAGCUAGGUCAGCAGAGCCAAGCCCAGAGCACCGGCCCUGAUUACAGCAAGGCAUGGGAGGAGUACUACAAGAAGCAGAGUCAGGUUGCAGGCCCUGGAUCCCAGCAAAGCUCCACCCCUGACUAUAGCGCUGCUUGGGUGGAGUACUACAGGCAGCAGGGGGGAUACUUUGGGCAGGGUGCACAGCAGGGGCAGGCCCCGGGCCUUCAGGAACUUUAGAAUGGUUGUCUGGUAAUUGAAGAUUUUUUUUUUUUUUUUUUUUUUUUUUUUGGGAAAUAUCAGAGGAUUGAAAACAACCUUUUAUAACAGAGGUUUCUAGAUUUGCAACGCCUUGAAGACUUACCUUUUUUCUUCGAAACACUAGCUGUAGAAUGACUUAUUAAAUAAAGAAUAUUUCUAAAUCAGGAACAUUUAAUUGUUACUAAAUACUUGUGUACGUCAUUAUUUUGAAUGGACAAUAUCCGGGAUUCCUUUUGGACUUGAACUUUUUUCUAUUUUUCUUUCUAAUUCAGAUUAAAAUGCCAAAAAGUACCCCGGAGUUGUAACAUUUCAACAAAACGCAAUAUAUUCUAUUUUUUCUAGUUCUGUUGCAAUAAAAUCGUAAUUGUGGGCUUAGCAGUCUUGAGCAGAUUUCUUUGUCAUGAAAGAGCAGAUGUUUUAAGAAUGUGUAAAAUGUUUUCUUUUCUUUCUUUUACAUAAGGCAUUUUAAUUCAGCAAGAUGAAACUGUGAUAUUUCGUUACAGACAAUGUAUACUUUUGUUACAAAAUACCAGUUUGUGGUGUCAAAAUCUCAAUUUCUAAUUUAAUUCCUUUUGUGCUUUGUACUCUGUUAUUCAGUGUCAUUUUAUUGUACUCUGGUUUAAAUAAGGUGCAAUGUCUUAUUUCAUUUUUGAAACAAAGAUGGAUUCUCUAUUUUGCUGAAAGUUUAACUGUAGUUCUUAGAUUUAUUUUUUUAGGUCUUUGAAAAUGUAAAGGAUAAUUUUUUUUACUACAAUGAUCUGAUUAUGGGGAUGGGGGUAUUACAUAUUGAGUUUUUUCCUUCGCUAUCUUGUUGAAAUGUAUGUAUACUCCAAUACUUGACUAAAUACUUUAUUUAAAUAUAUAAUAUAUAAUUCAAGUUUUUUCAUUGUCGUUUUCUUAAGAAGAACUAUCCCUGUUUUUGUUUUCAUACUGAAAAAAUGUUGAGAUUGUGAAUGUGUAAUUUGAAAUUUGAUGUUGCAUCUUUCUGUGGACAAAAAGAUUAUUGGUUUUUAUGUAUGUAUCUUUGACCUUUCAAGACUGCUAAGCCCCUGAAAUUGUACCUGUGUAAUAAUUAGUUUUUUAUAUGUUAAGUAUUAAGAUCAAAGCUCAUAUUUGGUACCACCCAGGUUCCUCCAGCUCCCAAACCAGUACACACUGUUGACUUAAAUUUUCAAUGUUUAACUUUUUAAAUAUAUUUCUUUCUGUCAUGUGUGAUCUAAUAUAUGUAUGAUUGAUUUAGUUUGAAAAAUGAAUCUAGUAUUAACUGCAUUGCCUAAU